AUGUCCACCUGCACAUUUUCACAAAGCAUAAAAGAAGAAACUAACUGUUGUAUGUACUCCGACAAGAGAGCAAAGGUCAGUUCGUCCGAGAUACCCGCGUACUCCAACCUGAUUCCCGAAACAUGUUCCGUUGAUAGUCCCGAGAUUCCGGUCCCUGGCUAUUUUAGACUAAGUCAAACUUAUGCGACGGCGAAAAACCCGGACUAUGACAGCGAGACGAUGAGCCCGAACACUACGUUAAUGCAGCUGAACAGGGUGACUCCAAAGGCGCAGUCAACGCCCUUUGUCGAGGUGGAAAAGAAGCUUACGCUCGAUCGGGACACAAGGAGCUCUUCCCCGGCGCGGAGUCCAGAGCCCAAAGUCAGCACGCUGGAGGAGAAGAAUUGCUCAACUGAGGCGUCUGUCUCCAGCCCUGAAUUGCCACACAGAGAAGGCAAAGAAUCUAAAAACAACACACCGACGAGCAACUGGUUAACCGCGAAGAGUGGAAGGAAAAAAAGAUGUCCCUACACAAAAUACCAGACCUUGGAAUUAGAAAAAGAGUUUUUAUUCAACAUGUACCUGACUCGGGAGCGCCGUCUAGAGAUAAGCAAAUGCGUCAACCUCACUGACAGACAAGUGAAAAUCUGGUUCCAAAACCGCAGGAUGAAACUUAAGAAGAUGAGUAGAGAAAAUCGUAUCCGUGAACUCACAUCCAAUCUCACUUUUUCGUGAGCAUGAAAACAAGAGCAUUUCAAAAACUUACCUCCCUCCCCGUUUCGGUCCAUCUGUGUUCUCCUGUAUAAUGUUGACAUGAGGGCGGUGUGCAUUGUUUUGGCUACUUUCACGUUCCAGUGUUGUGAUCGUUGCUAAAUCUUUGUCAUUUGUUGCUACAUCUUUCAUUGCAUUUGAAAUGUGAAGCCUUGUGUAUUUCAGUAUGUUUCACAGGGUAUAAAACUGGCGUUAGGUCUUAACUUAUAUAAUAAGAUAGAAACAGCCUAUUCCGAGCGGCUUCAUUUCAGCGGGGACAGAGCAAAAAUGUCGCAGAAACAUUUGCGCUAAAAAACGACAUUAAAGCACAUUUGAAAG
Messenger RNA from Sinocyclocheilus rhinocerous, 1068 nucleotides. RefSeq names its product homeobox protein Hox-D10a-like. The transcript has 2 exons. Gene Ontology annotation, biological process: regulation of transcription by RNA polymerase II. NCBI's taxonomy places the organism in Eukaryota, Metazoa, Chordata, Actinopteri, Cypriniformes, Cyprinidae. The coding region runs from base 1 to 714 and encodes 237 amino acids. The record is from RefSeq and is a predicted model, not a curated record. Gene Ontology annotation, molecular function: RNA polymerase II cis-regulatory region sequence-specific DNA binding; DNA-binding transcription factor activity, RNA polymerase II-specific. Gene Ontology annotation, cellular component: nucleus.